AUGGAAACUGAAGUACGAGCCGCUACUGCUAAGGAUGAAACCUUACAACGGGUUAUCAACGCUCUUGAAUCGGAAGUUUGGCCCAAAACCCUGAGCAAAUUCAAAUGUAUAGCAGAGGAUUUAUCGGUUCUUAACGGUAUUGUAAUGAAAAGAGGAUGCGCUGUAAUUCCAGAACUUCUACGGAAAAGAGCACUGGACAUAGCUCAUACUGGACACCCUCUGGCAGCAAAACUAAAAAGUAUCCUGCGUGAACGGGUUUGGUGGCCAGGUAUGACAGUUGAUGCUGAGCAGUGGGUAGAAGGCUGCCAGGCAUGCGCUACAACUGGGAAACCGGCGAAGCCUACGCCGAUGACCCGUUCGUUUGCUCCAAAGGCAGCCUGGCAAACAAUCGCACUGAACUUCAAUGGCCCGUACGCAAAAUUGGGCGGAAUUUUGAUUCUAGUGGUCGUGGAUUAUAGAUCUCGCUAUUUGUUUGCGAAGCCAAUCCGGUCCACGGGGCUUGAACACGUUAAAAAUUAUUUGGACCGAGUAUUUGAGAUAGAGGGAUACCCUCAAAAUAUCAAAACAGAUAACGGUCCCCCAUUCAACAGUGAAGACUACAAAAAAUAUUGUAGAGAACGAGGUAUAAAUGCUAUUUUCAGUACUCCUUUUUUCCCUCAACAGAAUGGCUUGGUAGAGGGUUAUAUGAAGCUUGUCAAUAAAGCUAUAGCAACGGCCAUUUCCACUGGUACGAAUUACGUCAAAGAAUUGCAAGCGGCAGUGGAAGCACACAAUGCAGCAGCCCACUGA
Messenger RNA from Sabethes cyaneus, 789 nucleotides. RefSeq lists its product as uncharacterized. Gene Ontology annotation, biological process: DNA integration. Gene Ontology annotation, molecular function: nucleic acid binding. The transcript has a single exon. NCBI's taxonomy places the organism in Eukaryota, Metazoa, Arthropoda, Insecta, Diptera, Culicidae. The record is from RefSeq and is a predicted model, not a curated record. Bases 1 to 789 code for a protein of 262 amino acids.